Messenger RNA from Oncorhynchus keta (chum salmon), 811 nucleotides. Its product is annotated as transcobalamin-1-like. Gene Ontology annotation, biological process: cobalamin transport. The coding region runs from base 41 to 484 and encodes 147 amino acids. Lineage: Eukaryota; Metazoa; Chordata; Actinopteri; Salmoniformes; Salmonidae. The transcript is spliced from 5 exons. Gene Ontology annotation, molecular function: cobalamin binding. The record is from RefSeq and is a predicted model, not a curated record.
UCCCACAGGUGACAGUGCAUGUCAGAGCAAAAACCAAGCCAUGAGGUUGAAGGAAUUGUCUGUAGAGCGCCGAGACAGGAUUGUGUCAAGUCUCAUAAAAGCUCUGCUGUUGCUGGUUCCUGGGAUCCUGACUGAAAAGGAACAUGGAUCAAACCCCAUCAAUUUGACGAUAGUCUACAGCAUCGGCAAUGCACCCAAUGAGACCUACAGUGCUGACAUUGUGUUCAGAGGGAUCCUACUCGGUGCCAUGAGGAGACUGCAGCAGACCAAUGCAGACUUCAAGUUUACCUACACAGAGGACCUCAACUAUGGUCCUUUCCUGGAGAGCGUGAAUGGUGUUGCCGGGAACAGUGCUGAGCACACUUAUUGGGAGCUCCUUGUUCAGACUGGGAAGAAUGGAUCUGUGAUCAGACCUGACGUGGGUAUUGGCUGUUACAUCCCAGAACCAAAUGACCACAUCAUCCUGAAUUUUACAAAAUGGUGAACAGUCAGAAGAAGCACCUGACUGAUACUGGUUCAUGAUUUGAAAAAGUGCUGUUGUCAUAAAUUGCACAUGUGCCAUAACAAGAAAAAAGUAAGGUGUCAUAACAAGAAAAAAGUAAGGUAGUAAUGAACAAUCUUAAGACUGUUUAGAAUGAAAAAUCAAGUUUCACCAUGAUAGUAUAUUAUAUAUAUAUAUAUAUAUAUACUGUUAUAUACCCAAACUACUGUAAAAUAACAUUCCAUUUGUAAUUACUGUGUCAAAGGUUAAUAAAGUAAAAGUAGCUUUGGAGUACCACUUGUACGGGGAAACAAAAUGACUGCAACAGUA